This is a messenger RNA of Dunckerocampus dactyliophorus (ringed pipefish), 9749 nucleotides long. RefSeq lists its product as uncharacterized. Gene Ontology annotation, cellular component: catenin complex; adherens junction. Bases 380 to 4654 code for a protein of 1424 amino acids. Gene Ontology annotation, molecular function: actin filament binding; beta-catenin binding. Lineage: Eukaryota; Metazoa; Chordata; Actinopteri; Syngnathiformes; Syngnathidae. The record is from RefSeq and is a predicted model, not a curated record. The transcript has 7 exons. Gene Ontology annotation, biological process: cell-cell adhesion; cell migration.
AUCCCCACCACGAUUACAAUAAUGUAUUACAUUUAUUUAUUUUUCUAAUUCAAUAUGCGUACAUGUACCGUCACAGCUUUAGGCACACCUGCACAAUCGAAUGAGAUCAAAUCUAAUAUUCACUUGGAAAGUAAAUAUUCGGAUGGAAAGUGUUAAUAACAAUCACAUUUAUUUACAGCCGGUCACUCUGCAAAGCCGCUGAUGUUGCGUCUGUGUGGUCAUGUGACCUGUUGCUAGGAAACACUCAUCAAACACAUUCUGUAGGCUGUCUUUGAAUUAUUAAACACACUUUCUGCACAGUGCACAGAACAGAAUCCACACACUGUACAGUACAUUCUACCUUUUGUUGGAGCAGCUACAGAAGCUCUCAACAGGCUUUAUGUCUUCAUUGCUGGACCACGGCCUGAUAAGGACAGUGGCAGUGGACCAGGUGGUCGCUCCAUUCGCGUGUCACCUGUGUCACCUGGUGCUGCUGUGUGACAGCUUGGAAGAGCCUGAACACUUCAGUCAGCUGGAGGAGGCGGCUCGGUUCUUAGCUAAAACUACUGACAACAUGGCGGCAGUGGCCUCCAGACAAGUUGCAGAGACUGAAGACGAUGUGCUACGUAAGGAAAUGUCCUCCCUGCUGGAGCCAGUCACAGUGUCAGGCCAGCAUGUGCUGCUGGCGGCCCAGAAGCUCAGCAUCCAGCCCGACUUGACUGAGCACAAAGAGGAACUCAUCACUGCUGCACAAACAGUUUUCCUGGGAGUCGUCAAAGUUCUGUUAGUGGACGACGACUCCACAGUAAGAGAAGUCCUAGCGGCUGCAGAUCAGGUGUCGGAGCAUCUCUCUGACCUCGGCUCCUGCUCGGACAUCCAUUCCCUGCUCAGAGCCUUUCAAGUGUUUUCUGACUCCUUGCUUCACCUCAGCAGUCUAACUGCUGACAGAGCUGACUCCUUAAAGGAUCCCCGACAGGCCAAAGAGCUUAGAGAUUCCCUGGAGAUCCUAAGAAGGUGCAUCUCUAUGCUGCACACCGCUACCUGCACCACCAUCAAGCACCCAACAAGCAAGGAGGCCCAAGCAGCGAAGAACUUCAUACUCGACAAGGUGCAGAGCACUGUAGACAACAUUGUCAGCACCCUGAAAGGUGAAUGUCAAAGAGGAUCUCUGGGAACUUGUGGUUUUUACACUGAGAGGAGAAGCAGUUUGUCGCAGCUGCUUGAGGGUUGCUCCAAUAUGUCGAGUCAUGACUUGGACAGCCUGGUUCGAGAUCUUGUCUUUCACUGCAUGGCUGUGGCCAACUCUUCUUCAAGAGAGCUUCAGCAAAAACUGGUGCUGCAGUGUCGACGUGUUCUUGACUUGUGGUCCGACAUGAAACAUCUUUUGAAGUCCUCUGAGGAUCAUGAGGAGCAUUUUCGAAACCUCUUCGCUUCAUUAGAGGAACUCCUGGAAGGUCUCGACAAAGCCAUGAUGGCUGCCAUUCUUCAUCAACUCUUGGACACAUUUCUAGUAGCAUCUUCUGUUUUUGAGGAACUUUCCAUUGUGGUGAGGCAAGCUCUAGUAGUGGGUUCCUCCACUGAGAAAGAUCUAAGCUUUCUUCAAUCACCAGUUGAAGAGUUCAUAUGUUACUCGGAUAGAAUGAUAGAAGUUGCGUGCUUUUUCUCUGCAGUAACCAAGGAUGCAAAGAGCCUGGAGAACGUGGAGAACUCUAGAGUGUGUCUCAUGAGACUUAGAGCCCAGAUUGCUCCUCUGUCUCUGGAAUUGACUGAUAACUCGGUGCAAACUCUUCAAAAGCUUCAUGAAAUUUCUCAGAACUGGGAAGAAUGUACGAGACAGCUCCAGGAUGCUGUCAGCGACGUAAUGGACGUCGGAGAGUUUACGAAUUUAGCUCUUAACGAAAUGGCAAAUGAGCGCAGUAGUUGUGAUGAUGCAUACAGACAGCAAAGCGAUGAGCUGUUCCGUGAGCAUGCAAACAAGCUGAUGUGUCACAUGAAGCUGGUGAUGCAGUCUGCCAGGAGGCAUUUAGACCAAAGUGAAGACCCCAUCUACAGGAACGGCCUCCUAGUCCUGCUCAAACAGGCUCACAUUUGUCAAAGCAAAGUGAGCCAGUCGGUCAGUGACAUGCUUGCAGGUCACAGCUUCAAUGUGGAGGCGUAUUCACCCUUUUCUGACAAUGUUUCUGCUGCUAUCCACCAUUUUAAAGUCCUCAGGGAGGGACUGGAUGGCCGCCAGCACCCACAUCUCCUUAGUCCCCUACGGGAGAGUGCCCGUCAGCCUGACGUCUCCGAAUACGACUCCUGCGAGUUAAACGAAGAUCACAGGCUGAGAAGUUUGGAUUCGUCUCUCCUGGAGAUGACUGACACAGAACAUGAGGAGGGGGUGUCGGAUGGAGAAAUUGUGGAAGCGGAGUUGUCUCGUAAAUUUGACGAUGAUUUAAGGAUAAACGAUAACUCAGAGGAGCCUAAAGUGAUCCAGAUGCCUUUUGGAUUUGACCUUUUACCUCUCCUACAAGAAGUCAUGACCGUGACUAAAGGCAAAGAUAUUGCAGUCCUCAGCCAGGUGUGUACGGGUGUUCUCGAGCUGUCCAACUGCUACUCCCAAGCAACAAGGGAAGCGUUAGCCAUCAUGGAUGACAUCGACUGUAAGACUCUGGAAAGCUUCCGGGCUGAACUGGUGUCACUUACGCCUCUGUUGGUCCAGACCGCUCAAGAGUCAGCCAUGAGCUCCUCAUUGAGCACUGACAGCGUCUUUAGACUCAGCGCACAAUUUUCUGACCUCAUCAACAACAUCCGGAAGGUUCUUCUGCCAGGAACCGGACCCUGGUUUCACGUCAUUUAUGCCGAGCUGCGUCUGGCUCGACUGACGACGGCAGAUGUGAAACAACGACUCAAUGAAGUGAUGACCUCGUGUGCAGACACCGUGCAGCUGCUGACGCUGUCACACGUAACUCCUCAAACUGAUGAGACGUUGACGCUUCUGCACAACAAACUGAACAAAGCCCAGAACAAUACGAGGUAUCUGGUGGAGUUUAAGGGCUCACCUGAAGGGCAGGUUGACCUACUGGAGGGGCUCUGCAUCCUUUGGGGUCUAUCUGUUCACAUUUUGUUCAAUUCUCUGGAUAGGAUUUUGGGAACAUUAAGCAACAUGAACCAACACGGCCCUCACAAGCAGCUCUCCAUCCUGUCAGAGAGCUCACUGAGAAUCCAGGAGGCUUUGAGCCUCACCAGUCUAACGUGUAAAAGUGUUUUUAAGUCCAAAGAGUUAACAGUAUUCCAGGAUGAGCUGAAAACACUGACUGAGCGGUACCUUCAAGCUGCGGAGGACCUCGGUGUGACGCCAAGUGUCAUGCAAUUCGCUCAGCCAGAGCUCCUCCAGAGAAAUGUUAUCAUUAAGAUGAAAGAGCUCUCAGGGAUUCUAAGCAAAGAAAAUAAGAAUUAUGACGCUGUACUCCACAACAUGGUCAAAAUGGCUUAUGUGGCAGCAGAGCACGCAGAAGAAGCAGAGCAAAGAUUUGAACAAUCAGCUAGUUUGCUUUAUGAAAACGUAAAAGCUGCCACCAAAAAAGUGGAGGAGAGCUUCAACUACAUGCGGGACAUCCGUACACGUUCCAACCUGCGGUCCAUCAAUGACCGCCUGUGUUUUCUGAUGUCUGAUAUCAUCAGCAGGAUGCGCCUCAUGGUCCAGACUGGCUCUGUUUGUGACACAUUCAACCUGGAGGUUAAGAUUCAGUGCUGGUCAGCCAAAGCUCACUAUGUGGUAGAAGAGAUCAGCAAGCAGGAUGGGAUUCACCAAGAGGCAAAGGAGAACAUCAGAGCAGGGCUACAAGGCAUGUUGCCAGAUGGACAUGUCCAAGACGCUCCCAUUGCAUCCAAUGUCAAAAGGCCUGGGAUUCCCUCAGGAAGAAAUGAAGAUGCUGCAGAAUCAAAGACGGUAGCUAUGAUCAAACAUGGAUCCCCAAGCGCAGCAAGAAAUGUUGCUUCUCAUUCUAAAGACGUUUUUUCACUGACCUCCACCUCCUUUUUUCUGAAGCAAGAAAGUGACAGUUGGGAUCCCAAAGAUAACAGGAUAGUUCAGCAGACCAGAAAGAUGGCGGAAACGUUGUACCACAUGACUCAGUACUUGAGGAACAGAGGUCCAUUAUUGAGCAAAGAGGCGUUUGUCUCUGCAGCCAAAGAUGUGAUGUCAAACUGCCAAUCAGUGACCGACUUCAUUCAAGUCAUAGCCAAUCACUGCCUGGAUGAACAUUGUGCACAGGAAUUGUCCCUCAUAGUGGAGCAGAUUCUCACCAUCACAAACCAGCUCAGCAUCCUCUCCAGUGUCAAUGCUGUAACACCUGGCUGCAAAUCAUCUGACGAGAUCCUUGUCAAGAAUGCGCAGAACCUUCUCCACACAAUCCUGCGAGGGGUUCACGCAGCAGAAACAGCCUGCAUCACGGGUUUAAAGCAGCCUGACCCAAACUCAGCUGAAGCCGAGGCGAUGGCCUUGUGCUUCCAAUGGAAGAGGAACCUGGAGAUCCAUCGAGCCCAGGAGACCUCCAACCCACAAACUGACGAGCUGGGUUUGAGGAAGAUCUCAUCGCACUCUCUCGCACCGAGUCUGGUUUCUCCAGUGCAAGAUGGCCUCAAGUUAUCGCUUCAAGGGAAAGGAGCUCUUUUUGUCCCCAAAAACUACUGACUACAUUUGAUAAGUAAACAAUAUACUUACAGCUAGCAGAAUAGUUGCAGCAAGUUUGAUUGACACUGUCAUAGGCGAUAUUAAUUAAACUAUAUGGUUAUUAUUGUGGUUAUAGUUUUCAGUAGUGUAGUGGUUCACAUAGCUGACUUUAAUGCAGCUGGUGUGAGAUCAAUACCAACACUGAUAUGUUAUGUAGGAUUGUGGUUUAACAUUUAUUAUCUAUUGUGAUAUGUACAGUAUAUUUAAAAAAUGUUGAAAUGCACAGAAAUAUCCACGAACACACUUCAAAACAACAUACUACAUGUACUUUAAAAAAUGCAUUUAGAUGUAUAAGUCAUGAAAACAAAACGUCCAUCAUAAAGUACCUAUGGCUUAAGUAUCAGUUACUCACACAUCACUCUUGCAAUCGCUCAAAAUUAUUUUCAGGCAGAAAGUAUGAAAGUGAAAACAUGAGAAAAAAAAAUCAAUGCACGUGUUAUUCAUAUUCAUAGUGCUACUUACAAGCUAGAAAAUAUCCCCCCACGUCAUGUAGACCCUAUUCAAUAGAAGAAUCAAUAAUGUACACAUUUUAAAAUGAGACACUACAUGUAGUAAAAGGAUGUUCUCACAUUGUAAGCAGACAUUUUAAAAAAGCACAAUUAUUUUGCACAAUCAGAUGAAAUCGUGUUUCUCUGUCAUUUGGCAGAACAGGAAUUAAAACGACAAAUAUCCAAGGUAACAGAAGCAUCAGGACUUUGUAGUAAAGAAGUUGACAAAACAUGAAAGUAAAAAAUGUUAAAUCUACUCUACUUGAUAGAAAGGCUGAGUUAACCCCAUUUUAAAAUGCGGCUUAUUCCAAGUAGUUAGCCUUUUUUAAUGUUUAAAAUAAACAUGCUCACUCUCGAACCAUCUGUGUAACAUGAUCACUUUGAAAUCUUGUGUGAGCUUCUCAGUUCAUGUGAAUGUACACAAAUAGAUGUAUUUAUAUAGCUUAAUUAUGACUGACAUGUCUCAUCGAUACAAAAAUUCUACUGAGUUUACUGACAGAAAGGAGAAGCUGUGGGGUCAAAGGUCUUGAAGACGUCUUUGAGAGUCCGGUCUUCGACCUCCUCAUCCUCUUGAUUGUGUGUAAGUACUUCUUUCUCCUCCUUCUCUGCUACCUCCUCUUGUGCCCCCGCAGAGCCCAGUCCUGCUAAUUUGGCCUGCCUAGGGUCAGUAUAUUGGGGUCGGAUCAGCCCCGCCAGAGCCUGGACGGGCAGGUUAUGCACUGCAGGGGGUGUGACAGCCGAGUCCAAUGGAACCGGGGGUGGACUGGCAUGCGGGGACUGAUCAGAUGCUGAGUCUGUGUUUUUUGUCUCUUCCAAAGAGCUGCGGCGUUGACUUGAGGAAAUAGGUUGCAGUGAAGGAGUGUCAUUCUUAACUGGAUUUUUCAAAAUGCCUGCUUUCUUAGGAGGGUCUACCUGAUCCUUCUGGACAGGCUCUGUUUGACUACGGGGGUCGUACAGACUGAUGCCACCCAGAAUUGUAGUGGGGCUUUCCAGGACACCCCCAGAAGAAGCCAGUCGAGGUGCAUAAGGUGGCAGCCUCUCAGACAGGGAGGAGCCAGCACUGGCCUUCUGCAACCUGGGGUCCACAACACCUGCACCUGCCGAGGCCUCCUUCUGACCCAUCAGCUUGCUGUCCAGACUUCCUGUACGCUUGAGUCUGGGGUCUAGAUUCUUUUGUUGACGUGGAUCUACUGGUCUCUCUGUGGAAGGCCCAGAUGGCAGUCGACCUACACGCUCCUUCAAACGAGCGGCUGCCAGUCUGGGGUCGGUGGGCGGCGGGCUGGAGGCGGGCGGAUGCUCUGGCAGAUUUGUUCUGUUCAUCUGAGCAUCAGCGAUCAGCGGUGGCAGGGGUAGAUUGAUGGAGUGCUCCUGUUUGGGUAUCAAACAUGGGAUGAGGUCCUCAGGGGCCCACACCACAGUUUGCGCGUAGGCAGGGCGCUGAAGCAGAAUGUCCACCCGAAUGUGGCUGAACUGCUUCAGCUGGCACCGUGGGUCACGCAGCACCACUCCCGGACUGGCCUCCAAUGGUAUGAUGGCCGCUCUGUCCCUGAGUUCCCUCUCCCCUUCCUCGUCUUCGUCUCCAGUGGGCUGCUUUUGGGGAACAGGGUGGUUCUGCUGGCGGAAGGAGCUUGACUCCAUGGGUCUCAAUUUCCUAGGGUCCCUGGAGAGUCGUGGAUCCAAAGCGGCAUCACACUGAUUUUUCAUAUCGGGGGGUCGCUGCCGUGGGUCCGCUUUCACACGCGGGUCACUUGGCUGAGUUUUUUCCUUAACAAGCCGAGGGUCCCCCAAGGGUGCUGCAUGGGCAGAUGUUGUGGUCUUAGACUGCUGCAUCUCACUGUGCCUCUUUAGACAUUUUAGGAUGGAGGAGACACUGCUCCCGUCCUCGUCGUCACUCGAGUACCAGUUUGUUGUGUCGUCUGGAGGACAUAAACAAAUGAAAUCUCCAUACUUUUGGGAUAUCUGGACCCAAAGAGGACACUCACCUCUGUUCUUUUCUUCUUGACUCUCAGCUCGCUGUGGAUCAUUCACCUGUGGCUUUGAUUCUUGUUGUUGCUGUGUCAAGUGUAGAAUGAUGGCUUUCUGCACUGCUGGAGGCAAAGACUGCAGCUGAACAUCUGCACCUAUCUGCUGUUGGAGGUUCUGGAUCAUGGUCAUGCCAGGAUCUGCGACAACAUACAAAAAAGUUAAAGGGAGGACAUAUUAUUGAAGACCGACUUUUUAAUUACUUGUAUACGUGUGUUUGCAUCCCUACAGCCUGCCCAACCAUCAACUGUAAAAUUACACAAUCAAGUACCGUUUGCUGUCAGAAAAUAUCUUCUUCCAGCAAGCCAGUGAGACUUUGGGCUGACUGUGACAUAACAUAAGCCCUCCUGCAUCGAGUUUCCCCACCCAUGACUCGGAAGAACCCUGAGACAUGAUGUGCCUUCUUGUUAGACUGAACCACUUUCAUGUCAAAACCAAAAAGAAGAGCUGCAGUGCUGUUAGAUGUCACGUAACAUCACCUCCCAGCCACAGAAGACAUCAGUGGAUUCAUUCUCAUUUUCAAGGUGCGACCAUGCACUAAGCUGCUUUCACUCUCUGUACUGUCCCUCCCUCACUCGCUUCCUCGACCCUUGAAGUGCCAGCAAAUCUAACUGCUACAGCAGUAGAAGGAGUGGGCGCGCAGUGGCUCAUUUGCAUGAGACAAGACAGGCCUAAGAAUGUCUGCUCUGGAAAGGACUGUUCUAAUUUUUGAUCCAUGGGGUACUUCGACCGCAUUGACAUGUUAUUAAGACACCCAUGGACAGUUUGCAUCUGUGAAAAAAAUUACACAAUAUGCCUCCUUACAGUAAUCAUCCAAAUCCAUGACACAAACCUUGAUGGCCUGAGGGCUGGUUUUGGAGCAAGUUACUGAGCAGUUCUAGAGGGUUCUGACCCAACGAUGGAAAAGCCAAAAGGCUCUGCAGCAUUUGUAGAUCCGGUCCUGCGGGGAAAGGAGGGCUCUGCACGUUCAUCUGAGGGUUGAUGAUGUUUCCAUGAAAUACUGGCGGCUGCACUGGGUAUCCAUGGGGUGGUUGCUCUCCAGGAGGGUUCUGGGCACUCAUGGCUGGUCCUGCUGGGUACCCCGAGGGAGCAUCGGAUCCAGACGAAACCACAACACCACUUUGUGUUUCCUCUGAUACGCCAUUGCCUUCACUUGGAUCCUGGGAGUAGUUGGACUCACUGAAAAGACACAAUUACUUUAAGGUGGACUCGCAACACUUAUCUGCUAGGGAUUUUACUUACUUCAAACCGAUCUUGUGCGCCAAGUCAACUGUAGGUUGAACCUUGAUUUCAAAGAGGGAGGGGAUCUUCUUCCCUGCCUGACAAGAGGUUCCAUCUGGACUACUUUGACCAGGCGUGGGUAGCAAGCCCACACCUGGGGGAGGCUUGGGAAGUGGGGAAAUGCCUUGUUUUCUCAGGUCCUCCAGCUCCAACUCAUCCUCACGGGCGUUUUCGUCUUCAGUAUUAAUGAUCUGAUCAGAGUAUAUAUACCGUAUAUGAGAUGUGGUUUUGUUAGCCUGAGUAGACUACAUUUUGACUAUGUCUCACCUUAUCAAGCAACUCUUUUGUCACAUCUGUCAGAGCAUCAUGGGAAAAUUUACAGUUGUCGCCUUGAUAGCACUUGGCUCCAGUGUGGAAGAACUUGCAAGGAUAUUCACGUUCAGUCACAAAUUAAGGAGCCUAAAUGAACUGUUGAUUUUACAAGGUCAUGCAAAUGUGAUCAUCAUUUAAGGAUAUUGUGCAUGUAAAUGCAAUGGUCUCCUUUACUGCAGUAGCCCUGGAGGUAGAACUUGCAAAGUUCCUUCUUCUUAUCUGGUAUGACAAGCUCGUGCUCAAACUUGCACUGCUCCCCCUACAGGAAGAUAUUAUCAUGUAUGUAAGAAAAGGCAUGCAAAUAUACAAAAUGUGUAUAUACUGUAAAGCAAAUUCUAACCAUUCAUGCAUUAUUACCUCCACCAAGUUCAAAUGUGAUGACUUGGUUGUUCAUUAUUUAGCAUCGUUACAUAGAAACUACACAACAAAUUUCCAUGAAAUCUGCAGAGCAAAACCCUUUGAAUUUUGGUGAGGAUCCAUACAAUGACAAACCAAAUCUAGCUAUCGAGUGAAACAAUAAAUGAGACAAGUUAAGGACUGUUUGGUCUUGGUGAAGGUGUGCACUCUCAGUAGGUGAAAUCAAGGAGCACAUUGUAAAAUGCUUGCACUAAAGUUAAAUAACUGUAAUGGGUUCUUCCUUCAUGCAUGCACCUCCCCAUCACCGGGUUGGGUUGAAUUGAAACGUGUUAUUUAAAGGUAUUGUACCUUAAUGCAUCGACCCUCCAGGAAAUACUUGCAAAUGUAUCUUCCAUUGUGUUCCACUGUGUGCUGACUGAUAAACUCCUUGCUCAUAAUCAGACGCUUCUUCUGAAAACCAGAAUUUUUGACGUCCUGUCAAAUAAAAGGAAAGACGUUAUAGUGCCUCACAAUGCUUAUGUUUUUUUAAAUCAUUAUUGACGAACAUACUGGAGUCAUAUCUUCCAUGUCCUGGUCUCCUCCUCGGCCUCGUCCUC